AGCAGCUGCACUCGAGCUUGUGGCGUUGCAUUUACCUCUGAAUGCGCUUAUGGUUUAGUAUUAUCAACUUUGAGUAGCGUUUAGGCUUACGCAGGUUACAGAAAUAUUUAUUGUGCGACCGACAAGGCUUACGAACGAGCUCAUCCAGGGUAUUCUUAUAUAAAAGCGUCACAUACUCUUACAUAUAACGCUUUCGAGUUACCAUCGCCUUGGACCCUUGUCCCUCGUAAGGGCGUUCAGCGGCAUGCACAUCUGCAGCGGGUCGACCCAGGCUUGCCGCCGCUUGGUGGCUUUACAAAGUCGACUAGCGUUGCCCCCAACCGGAUGCCCAGCAGCAGUCCUCAUGCCGCCGCUUCGGCUAUCAUCACCCUCAACCCAGUCCCGGCUGCACCGGCGUUCGGUUACCACAUGCUGCACAACCUCCCCUGAAUCGGGAACACCCUCCUCACCGCCACCAUCCUCGCCGCCUCCAUCCUCGCCACCCGAGGGCUCUUCCUCCUCCCCACCCCAACGCGCCGCUUCCUCCCCAAGCUCGUCCGAGGCAGCAAUGCGACGCAUGGCCGCCAGCCUGCGCAUCAACACGCCCGGCCGCCACAUCUUCCUGUGCUCGGACCAGACAAAUGCCAAGUGCUGUAGCAAGGCGGACGGCAUUGCCAGCUGGGACUACCUGAAGAAGCGUGUCAAGGAGCUGGGUUUGGAGGGCGGCGAGGUGCCCGUGUGGCGCACCAAGGCCAACUGCCUGCGGGUGUGCGCGCUGGGGCCCAUCGCGGUGGUCUACCCGGACCAGGUCUACUACCACAGCUGCACGCCCGAGGUGGUCGAGCGCAUCCUGCAGGAGCACAUCAUCGGGGGCAGGGUGGUGGAGCAGUUCCGGAUUCAACCCGAUAACAACAGCGGUAGAGUCCUGGCGGCCUAGCGGUAUAGCAGCCUAGCGGUAUAGCAGCCUAGCAGCCUAGCGGUCAAUAGUGGUAGCGGGAAGUACGUUCCCGGUAGCGAUGUACGCACUGCAGCAUACAGCACUCUUGUUUGUUUUCUAGCACACGCCGCAUUAGGUAGCCAAGGCGUGGCGAGGGAGUGAGCCGGACGCCGCAACCCAGGUAAUGUAGAUUCCCCACGCGGCGUCACGUGGUGUGAUGCGGGUCCAAGACCAUGACUCAGCAGCACUGCAGCUGAUGGUUGGCGUGAAGCAAGCAGAGCAAGCCCGGGUUGGGGGCUUUGGUUGGGCAUGACCCGGGUUCUAGGUGCGCCCGGAGAGCAGUACCAUCGCAAGUGCCUCAUUCGUUGUGGUGCCAGGGGAUGGGCCAUUCGUGCAGCAGAGAUUGCCCAUCCCAUCUGGCCUUAAGAGGCGGAAAGGGUGUACCGGGCGGCCGGGAAGCUCAGGGCUGUGUUUGAGCUGCGGUAGCGCAAUGCUGCCUUCCAUUGAGGUAGGGGUCGUCAGUGUACGCAACACGCUCCUGUGGCUAUGGAGGUGCCUAGGUUAUGGUGACAAAUGAUGGGCGUAUGCUACGGCUUGGUUUACGCACUGCGGUAUAAUGUUGACCUUUCAUGUUAGAUAGCUUAAUCGGGUAGCGUGACCCUAAUUAAAUCCACAGCGCAUUGCAAAUGAGCUGUCAUGUAACAUAAAGACAC
Molecule: messenger RNA, 1629 nt
Organism: Astrephomene gubernaculifera
Lineage: Eukaryota; Viridiplantae; Chlorophyta; Chlorophyceae; Chlamydomonadales; Astrephomenaceae
Source: the annotation of a GenBank genome assembly